ACGUCGCUCGUUCGCUCCUUGGUACGUUUCGUCGUAUCGUUCGGCCGUCGUGCUCUCGCUUGAUACUCUUUCGCCUGCACGCGCUUACUCACUCGCUUCCUCGGCGAUGGUUCGCGAGUCGGUGCGCUCGCUCGCACCGCGAAGAAUUUGUAAAAAUCAAUAUACUCGUAGUAAAAGGAGCUGUAAAAAAUUCGUAGCCUCCUCGCGCGCGCUUAGCCCGACCACUUGAGAUCCCGAGCGCGUUUCUUUUUCGCCCGGUAGGGGAGUAACGCGUCCGUCAGGUGGGGAAGGAGAGGGAGAGAGAAAGACAAAGAGAAAGGGAUAGACAGAGAGAGAGAGAAAGAGAGCUCCGGACACGGGGGUUGCUGGAUCACCUAGAAGAGGAGAGGAUAAAGCCAAGAGCCAUGGGAAAGAGAACGGAGAGGAUAUCGCGGCGCACCCCGGUGCACUGGUUGCAAGAGACUCACGUCAGGAAGCGGCACAGGGAACAGUGUAGACUAUACUUCCGAGAUCUGCACACAAGAGUUCCUUAUGAGUUUUUCGAGAGGGCUUUAGAUGGUGCCACGAGGAAUUAUUGCCGUCGUGCUACAGACUUAAUUUAUUUUUUUAUCUUUUUAUUUUAUUUUUUCUUUCGUUCACUCUGUUGUUUAUUUAACGAAGUAUAUUGUAUGGUAGAAUUUCGUGACGCAAAUCACAUCGUUUUGGGGAGAGGUGGAAACCAGUGCUCCUGUCCAACUCCCUCUCGUCUUUCUUCCGUGAUGUAUCCGCGUUCUCCGACGACAGCUUCGAUGUCAAAGAUUGGAUUAAUAAAACGUUUAAGUCUGCCGAGGCACAGGAGAAUAAAGAUGCGUUUGUUGCAUCAUUGGUGAUGAAAUUACAACUAUAUGUACAGCAAAUUAAUGGUGCUUUGGAAGAAACUAGUCAAUCUGUUUUAUCUGGUUUACCAAGAGUCCUGAGGGACACCCAAUUGUUGCAGCAAGAAGCAUCGAAACUUAGAGAAAAGAUGGUAGCAGUCAAGGAGGAGAUAGCGAAAGUAGAGAAGGAUACAGGAUCCUCAAUAGCUACACUGGAAAGAAUAGAUAGAAUCAAAACAGACUUGCAAACGGCAAAGCAGGGGUUGCAUGAAGCAGACAAUUGGACUGUAUUAGCUAAUGACGUUGAAGAGGUAUUUGAAUCGGGUGACAUUGAAAAGAUCGCUGUCAAAUUAUUUAGCAUGCAAAAAUCUUUAUCAAUGCUGGCAAACGUAUUGGACUUUGAAGAUAAAAAAUUACAAUUAGAAGGAUUAAAAAACCGGCUCGAGGCAAUGGCUAGUCCUCAUCUGGUUCAGGCAUUCACAGCUGCAAAUUUAGAAAAAUCAAAAGUGUAUGUGAAUAUCUUUGACAAAAUGGAACGUUUGCCACAAUUGUUAAAAUAUUACCACAACUGUUUGAAAGUAUCUCUCGGUCAAGAAUGGAGGCGUACCAUCGAACUUGCACAAGAUGAAACAGUUGCCUAUUGGCUUCAUACUUUUUAUGACAAGUUACUAUCUGCCUGGCACACUCAAGUAACGUGGUGCAACCAGGUGUUUCCAAAUACUUCUAGUAACACAUUGAUUGACGUGUAUGCAGAUCUUCUACGUAGUUUGGAUCCAAGCGUAUCCGUAUGCAUUGAAACAGCUCUGAAGCAGCAUUCGAAUGCAAUGCAAUUAUCACUGCUGCUGGAAUUGAAACAGAUUACAAAACACUUUGCUGUUAAUUUAAAUAACGCUAUCGAGUCGUGUUCUCAGGAAAAAACGUACAAUCACGAAUUAUUACCGUUAGCCCAAGCCAUCUACGCUCCCUACGUUCCAUAUGUUACCAAAUAUAGUAUGUAUGAGUCGGCUCAGCUUGGUCAACAAUUGAACUCUUUGGAUUGCAUCCAUGAUGAUCUCAGCGAAACCAUCAAUGCUCUGGCGCUGAGUAUUUCCAGAGUGAUCGAUUAUGCCAAUGAAGCCAAUAAACGAUGUAAAUUGUUCACGGACGGAUGCGGCUAUCCAGGCUUAUUGAAGGCUUUGAAUGCAUAUUUCACUCAGUAUUUGGAUAAGUACAGAGUCGGUGUCAAACAGUUGGAAAGACGGAAGGCUAAGCAAGAGGAUUGGAAUUUGUUUCAAAUGUGUUUGACUUUGAUGCAAAGCAUAGGAGAACUCUUGGUACAGAUUGAACAGUUUGAGAAAACUUUAGUUAUCGAUACCAUAGAGGCCAACAACAAAUUGCAAAGUAGUAAUGCUAGUGUUUUCACACAUUAUAAAAAGUUAUUACUUAAUUCUCAAGGACGAACUGAACUAGCUAACUUAAUAACAUCUUUACAACAAGAGGACAAAACAAUUUUGGAUUCCAUUGUAAAGGCCAUUCACAAGCUGUGUUCUGAUUUACAUCACACUACCUAUGAAGUGAUUUUUGCACCAAUUUUUGCACAGCUGCUGCUAGUGCAAAAGGCACCAGCAUGGUCUUCGGAUGUGAAUAAAAUGACGAAUUUCGGAACGGAUCAGCCUGACUACAGUUUUGCACCUCAAGAAUAUAUUACUCAAGUUGGACAAUACUUGAUGACCUUGCCACAACAUUUGGAACCUUUUUUACUACGCGACAAUCCAAGUCUAACACAAGCUUUGAGAGCUGCCGAUCCACAGUAUGCUCAAGGAUCUAGCGAAUCUGGAUUCACUGAUAUUUUACUUGGGAUUGUAGCCAAAGGAACGUGCCAAAUGUUUCAAGAUCAAACUUUAGGCAUUUGCGAAUUAAAUUCAUCGUCCUGUAAACAGCUUGCUACUGAUAUUGAUUAUCUGGGAAAUGUUCUUGAGGAAUUAGGACUUUCUCUGUCUGAACAGUUGCAACAAAUGUCGGUGCUACUUAGACUGACUCCUGAAGAAUAUCAAACUGGUAGUGCUGGAUGCAGUGCUCGCGUCGUUGCUGCUGUCAGACAAAUGAGAAAUAUUACGUCUUCUGGAUAAUAUGAUGUAUAUCCUUUCAUUCUACUUAUGUACCAGUUUUGAUCCUGGUAAUGUGAUAAGGCAUUUUUAUUGUACCAAAUAUUGCAAAUAAACUAAUGCUAUAAGCAUUUACGAAGCUGGCAAA
This is a messenger RNA of Cephus cinctus (wheat stem sawfly), 3086 nucleotides long. It is a transcript of the gene Cog7, whose product is annotated as conserved oligomeric Golgi complex subunit 7. The record is from RefSeq and is a predicted model, not a curated record. Gene Ontology annotation, cellular component: COG complex. The transcript is spliced from 11 exons. Bases 869 to 2962 code for a protein of 697 amino acids. Gene Ontology annotation, biological process: retrograde vesicle-mediated transport, Golgi to endoplasmic reticulum; Golgi organization; intracellular protein transport. NCBI's taxonomy places the organism in Eukaryota, Metazoa, Arthropoda, Insecta, Hymenoptera, Cephidae.